GCUGAGGCAAGUCGUUCGUUCUUCUAUAUAAACUAAAGUUAAGACAGCCUCUACGUAGAGCAAAUGUCUACCAGCAAAUUAGACCACACUUCUCAGCUUCUAUAUGAACUAGGCUUGCUGAUGCAAGAAGUCUAAUUUCCUUUUCCUUAAAAUGAAUACGGAAGACAAUAAUGUGUCGUCUUCUUCUUCUUCUCCUCCUCCUCAGACAACCGAUAUUGUUGAAACAUCUCAACAAUGGAGAUACGACGUAUUCUUGAGUUUUAGGGGUGAAGACACUCGAAAGAGCUUUGUCGAUCACCUCUACACCACUUUGCAUGACAAAGGGAUACACGUAUUUAGAGAUGAUAUAGAGUUAAGGAGGGGCAAAUCCAUAACCCCUGAACUCAGUAACGCUAUAGAAAAAUCCAGGUUUGCAGUUGUUAUUUUCUCGAAAAGCUAUGCAGACUCAUCGUGGUGUGUGGAGGAGCUGACGAAGAUCGUUGAAUGCAAGAAGAGGGGCCAAACUUUGAUACCUGUGUUUUAUAGCGUUGAUCCUUCUAUUGUGAGGAAACAGACGGAGAGUUAUGAAGAAGCUUUUGUAAAACAUGAAGAGAAUUUCAAGGGAGAGACUGAAAAGAUCCAAAGAUGGAGGGAUGCUUUGAAGGAGGCAGCUAGUAUCUCUGGAUAUGACAUCCAACACAUGGAAGACGGGCAUGAGUCGAGGUGCAUCAGACAAAUUGCUGUGCAAAUUUUGAACAAGUUGGGUUAUACAAAACCAAAAAUUGCAGAGAGUCUAGUUGGAAUCGAGCCCCAAGUACAAAACUUAAUGUCUCUGUUGAACACAAAUUCUGCCACCGAUGUUCGCAUAAUUGGGAUAUGGGGUAUGGGCGGCAUAGGCAAAUCAACUAUUGCACGAGCUGUGUUUGAUCAACUCCAUGAAAAUUUCGAUGGUGGCUGCUUUCUUGACAAUGUUAGAGAGGCUGCAUCAAAAUUUGGACUGCAAGCUUUGGCAGAAAAAUUACUCUCUGAGACACUGAAAGAGACUAAAGACAAUCUUUACUCCAGCACCAAUUUGCUGAUGAACAGGCUGAGCUAUAAAAAAGUGAUUGUCGUUCUUGAUGAAGUGGAUCAAGAUGAGCAGAUCGAAAACUUGCUGGCUGGAGGGCAUAAGGGGUUCGGGGCUGGCAGUAGAAUAAUUAUCACAACAGAAAACAAGCAAUUGUUAUCGGCUCAUGGAGUGGAUCAAGUUUAUGAAGUUAGCCUAUUAGGGACUAAUGAGUCGUUAAUGCUCUUCAACAAAUUUGCCUUCAAGGAAACUCAACCCAUGGGUCCUUUCGAGGAACUAGCUCUACGCGCUGUGAAAUGUGCGUCGGGCCUUCCGUUAGCUCUCAAAGUGUUGGGAUCAUUUUUGCACAAAAGAGAAAAGGAAGAAUGGGAGAGCCAGUUGAACAGGUUGGAAGGCAUUCCUCAUGAUGAUGUGAUGGAGAAAUUUAAAGUGAGCAUUGAUGCAUUGAAUGAUCUGGACAAGAAAAUAUUGCUUGAUAUUGCUUGUUUCUUCAAGGGGAAACGAAGAGAACCCGUGAUCAAGAAAUUGCAUGCUUUCGGUUUCAAACCUGAAAUUGGAGUGCCAGUGCUUGUUCAAAGAUCUCUGUUAUCCAUAUCUGAUGAUGACACAUUCCAGAUGCAUGAUUUAGUUCAAGAGACCGCUUGGUACAUGAUUCGUCAUGGACAAACUAAAGAGAAAUACAGCAGGUUGUGGAUUCCUGAUGACAUAUGUGAUGUUAUGUCAAAGAAAUCAGGUACAGAAGCGAUUGAGGCAAUAAUAUUAGCUUACCCUCAAAGAGAGAAGUUGAACUUAGGAUCGCAGGCGUUAAAAGGUAUGGAAAAUCUACGUCUACUCAAAAUCCGCAAUGCCUACUUCAAUAAAGGUCCAAGCUAUCUCCCCAAUGAGUUACAAUGGCUCAACUGGCACAAGUUUCCCUCAACCUCACUUCCACCAGACUUUGAGGGAGACAAGCUUGUUGGACUUAAGCUAAGUCGUGGCCUGAUUUCGAAACUAUGGACAGAAGAUAAGCAGUCCCUUGAAAACUUGAAGUACUUGAACCUCAGCUACUCCGAUGGGCUAGCUACCACUCCAGACUUCAGUAUGAUGCCAAAUCUUGAAAAGUUGAAUCUGAGCAACUGUAAGAAUUUGUUAGGAGUUCAUGAGUCACUUGGAACUCUAACAAAGCUUCGAUACUUGAAUUUGUCUCAUUGCUCAAAGCUAAAGAGUCUUCCAGAUACCAUUCACCUUGAAUCCUUGGAAAAAGUUCUCCUUUGGGACUGCACCAGACUUGGAAAUUUUCCUCAAGUUAUAGGCUUAAUGCCAAAUCUUUCAGAACUCCACUUGGAAGGGACGGCUAUUAAAGAGCUACCCGACUCCCUCAUAAAUAUCAGUGGCCUUGUGUCCAUAAACCUCAGCAAUUGCAAAAGCCUGGAAAGUAUAACUUACAGCAUCUGUGGUUUGAGAUGUCUCAGGACUCUGAAUCUUUCUGGCUGUUCAAAACUUGAGACAUUGCCCGAAACUCUUGGCCAAUUGGAAACUUUGGAAGAAGUCCUUGUAGAUGGAACUGCUAUAACCAAGUUACCAUCUACUAUCUCCAAAAUGGGAAAUUUGAAAAUCCUUUCUUUCAGUGGAUGCAAGAAUGUUAAGAAGAAGGAACCAUCAUUUGGGAUGUCAAGUUUAGGCAAGUUCACUUCACUGCCAAAUGUCAAGAACUUUAUAAAACGAUCAGAUGGAGAGAGGAAGAAACCACAAGCAGCAAGGCCAUCGUUAUCUGGUUUGCGUUCCUUGAAGAAAUUAGAUCUCAGUGACUCUGAUUUGGUGGAUGAAAUUGCUUCGGAUGUUUGGCAUUUGGCCUCAUUGGAGGAGUUAAAUUUGAGCCGAAACAAUUUUGUUCAGUUUCCUUCAAGAAUAUCUGAACUCCCAGGAUUCAAAGUGCUGAAAUUGGAAGAGUGCAAGAGCCUUGAAGUACUUCCUGAUCUUCCAUUGAGUAUUGCUGUGAUAGAGGCGAACGAGUGCCCUUCCCUACACAGUCUUGGAAAUCUUUCACCUCAACAUGCCUUCUUAAGGAAGGUUUCGUUUUUCAGCUGCUUCAAAUUGCACCAACAAAGCCUGAAAACCGGCAUUUGUGCUGCGGACUUGUUGUUGGAAUUGCUACUUCAGGGGCACUCUAUCAUAUACGGUCGAUUCAGUAUACUGAUUGCUGGGGGGAAGAUUCCUGAGUGGUUUGAUCACCAGAAAAUGGGUGGUUCUAUCUCAGUCCAGCUACCUUCAGAAAGGCAAGAUAACAUUGUGGGGAUUGCAUUGUGUUUCCUUUUGGACAGCUUUAUUCCAAACUCAAGACUAGGCAUUACUUUCAAGUUGAUUAGCCCAGACCACAGAGAAUACACAUGCGAAAGUGCGCCUUCUGCUGCUUCAAAGAUGGGAGAGGUGUACGAAACAGAUCACCUGUGGAUAACUUAUAUCUCAUUCAAUCUUUUUAAGCUCCUCUUCCCCGAUUUCACAACUGAAGAUUGGAAUAAAGUCUGUGGUUGCCUUGCAAUAGGAAUAAGGCAGGAUCCGUGGACGAAAGUAAGGAGGUGCGGACUUAAGGUUGUUUAUAAACAAGAUUUGAGCACAUUGGCAGCUGAACGCACGGGGAUUAAUCAACAGUCUGAGAGCAAAGAAUUAGUGGUAUAUGAAGGAGGUAUAGAGACAAAAGAUGAAGGGAUUAAAGAGGAUAUUGCUGCACUAAUGGCUGGUGUUACUGAAUUGAAUUGGGAUGUUGAUCCCAUUGAACAAGAUAACACUCAGCUCAUGAACUUGAGGAAAUCAGUUGCCUACAAAAUCCAAAAGACACUUUCUUUUGAGUGCUAGCUAGCUUGUUUGGUUGAUGAUUCUGCUGGCGAUUGGCAACUUAUGUGGUUUGUUUUGUUUGUUUGUUUCGCUUGAGUUUGUCGUUGAAGUUGAGCGAAGAAAUAAGUGAUCAUGAUCAUUAGCUUUAUUUUGUUGAAUUGAUUGGCUUGUCUGUUGUACAAUAAGAAAAAAGAAAACCCCCAAAACGAAAAAAAAGAAAAGAAAAAUCUAUGAUGUAACCUCUUAUAUUUUUCUUAUGUUUGGUUUGUCUCAAGAUGGUGUACUUGUAUGGGUUUGUAUUUACCUAAAUGUAAUUCUGUCUACUUGUAUAUAUGGAAGAGUGCUUUUUUUUUUUUGGUUAA
Molecule: messenger RNA, 4218 nt
Organism: Lycium barbarum (goji berry)
Lineage: Eukaryota; Viridiplantae; Streptophyta; Magnoliopsida; Solanales; Solanaceae
Product: TMV resistance protein N-like
Exons: 5
Coding region: 152-3877 (1241 amino acids)
Biological process (GO): defense response; signal transduction
Molecular function (GO): protein binding; ADP binding
Source: RefSeq, a predicted model, not a curated record